AGAAUAGUUAAUUAUUAUGGAUGAUAAAAGAAAUGAAAUAAAAUCAACGAUUAUGAAUCGUAUUCAAAUGAUUAAUAAUGAAAUGAACAAAAAAUCUAGCCAACAAUCAAAAAAUGAUAAUAAUAUUCAGAAUCGACGUUGGAACUAUGCCAAUACAAAUGCUAUUCGAACAUUAGAACGACAGCAACAACAACAACAAAAAUCAAGCCAAAUCAUUGAAUCAUCAAUAUCGAAUGAACCAAACAAAAAAAUGUCAACAAUCAAUUCAGAUUCAUUGAAAAAUAAUGAUAAUGAUUAUGAUGAUGAUGUUGGUGAUCAUAAUAAUAGAAAAGAAAUAAUCGAUAAUAAUAGUGAGUGUCACCAGGAAAUUUCCAACGAACCGAUUGAAGAAAUUUCUCCAUCAUCGUCAUCAUCAUCAUCGUUUUCAUUGAAGGAUGGCGAAAACAAUGAUAAUAGUGGUAGUAGUGAAAUAAUUAUGAAGAAUGUAUUGCUACCUAAUAAUGACGAGAAUACAGAUUCAUCAUCUACAUCAUCGCCAGCUUUUUAUACAAUAACAAAACCUACAAUGUUGACAAAUUUUUCAUUUGAUUCAUCAGCAACCACGAUGAAUACGAAUCUAAGACCAAUAUUGAAACGAAAAGAUUCGUUGGAUAAAUCAACUGUUUCGAAAAAUCCACCUGAUCCAAAUCUACCGCCACCGAUUCUAAAAAAACGUGAUAGUUCUGCAUUAAAUAUUGAUGGUAAUAUUAUUUCAUCCACUGGAAAUGAUUCUUCAUCGUCAACAUUAACUUCGAGUAUGAAUUCAAACAACGAUGUAGCAACAUUGUGUUUACAACAACCACCGCCGCCUUCCAUAUUGAAAAAUCGUCAGCAACAGCCAAGAGGUUCAUAUUCCUUUGAUGAAACAUUGAACAUUAAUACAGAUGUAAUCGGAUCAACAUCAGAUGAUCCUUUACAACCACAUUAUCAUCAGCAACAACCGUAUCACUUGAAGCCAAUUUUAAAGAAAAAAUCAUGGAGUACUGAAAGUGGUCCGGAUCAUUUUGGUCAUUCGACAAUUGGAUCAAAUUCCAAUAAUGAUCAUCAGGUAAAAGGAAUAUUGAAAUCAUCAUCAAUUGAUCGUUCACCACCACAACAAUCAUCUCCAACCGGUUCAUCAUUGUUGACUGCAACUAAAAAUUCAUCAAAUUUCGAUGAACGAGAUCCGGGAACAACAGUGUCUUAUUUAUAUUCUCAUUCAACAACAAAUGAACAAUCAACGACCACUACUUCAUUUUCAUCGAAUAAAUUUUUUUCACCAUCAAAUAAUCUAUCAACCGCUGGCCUAAAAAGUAUCCUCAAAUCAUCAUCAUCAUCAACAGUAGCGAGUCGACAGAAUCGUUUACGUUCAACAUCAUUAUCACCAACAGCAUCGACCGAUUCAUUAUCAUUAUUAUCGUCAAAUACAGAUGAAUCAGAAGAAUCAUCUUCAUCAUUGGUCAUCAAUAAUAAUCGUAAAAGUGCAUUUCGUAAACGUGCAUCAUUGGAUGGCAAUUUAAUAGUGAAUAGUAUUGGCGGGAAUGAUGAGAGUUCAUCGAAACCGUUAUUUCGAUUAUUUAACAAAAACAAAAAUGAUGAAAUAUCUGUGAUCAAUCAAGCAACAAUACAAUCAUCAUCAUCAUCAUCAUCAAUGGCAACUGAAACAAUUAUUAAACCGAUUUUAAAAUCAAAUUUACGAUCUGAUAAUAGUGGGAAUAAUUGCCAAAAUCAGCAACAUCAAUGUUUAAAUGACAAUGAAUCCGUUCAAUCCACAUGUUUAGAUUCGAAUGAUAUUGAUGAUAAUAGUAUGUCAUCAUCAUCGUCAUCAUCAUCAUUAGCAGCAACAAGUUUGAUGGAAAUGAUUCAUACAUUACCCGAUAAUAAUGAUAUUAAUAAUGAUAAUAAUAAUGAACAAUCAUCAUCGACAAUGAGAAUAAUGUCGACAACAGCAUCAUCAUCACCAACAACAGCCACGGCGACAACAUCAAUGGAUACGGUUAUUGCAUUACGCUUUCAAGCAUCACCAACAUCAUCAUCUAGAAUAAAUAGCAGCAAUAUUAAUAAUAAAAUAGUUCGCAAAGUUCGACCAAAGAGUUGUUUUGUGAUAGGUGUGGCUGAUGAUAAUCAUAAUAAUGAUGGUAAUAUUGAUGAUGAUGGUGGUGGUAGUACUACAAUUAGUAUUAGUGAACGUUUAGCCAAGCUAAAACAGAAUGGUGAAUAUGGAUGGCGACAACGAAUUAUUCCUCGUGAUCAACAACAACAAUCAUCAUCAUCAUCGACGACAACGACAAAGUCAAUGCUAAAAUCAACAAAUAGUUUAAAGUCAGAUACAAAAGAAAUUAAGAUUGCUAAUCGUUUGUCAGCUUUAAUGGAUUCACAAUCACAAUGGCGAGCAAGAGUACCGGAAAAAGAUGCAAAAAAAUUUACGGUUGCAUCAAAAUUAUCAACUACUAAUACAAAUAACACACCAACUAAUGAUAAAUCAAAUGAUAAUGAUGGUAUGGAUAAAGUUGUAUUACGUGAAACACCUAAACGUCAUGGUCUUCGUGGAUCAACAUUGAGCGAGAAAAAACUUGGUGCCAUUAGUCUAAAAUUGAACACAGUAUUGGGUAAAGAUAAAAAUCCAUUUUCCAGUCCUUCACAACGAUCACCUAUCUCAAAAACCAAAUCCAACAACAAUGAUGAUGGCAAUGGUAAUAAUAAUCAAACAUCAUCAUUAGAACAAUCUACAAAUGCUACAAAUGAAAUUUCUCAACCUGAAACGAUUAUGAUUUUGAAACCUGACGAUGAAGAAAGUUUUGGUUCAUUUUUUGGUUUUGAUUCAAAUAGGAUGAAUGAAUUAUUGAAACCAUCAUCACCUGCAUUAUCAACAACAACACCAUUAGAUAAUGACAAAGAACAACAAUCGUAUAGUUUAUCAACACUAGAUACGACAACAUCGACAAUAAAAUUACUUUCGGAAAGUAAAAAAACACGUGUUCAGGCACCACGUCGACGUCGGCAAGCAACAGGUAAAAAUCCAUUGGCACGUGCAUCGAUUGCGAUCGAUUCAUAUCAAACUUCAUCCUCAACAACGAUAUCAUCAUCUGGAGUAACUAAUGGAACGAUUCAUAUGGAUGAUGAUUCAAAGAUCUCAUCAUCGUCACCGAUCUCUUCAACACCACGAACACCUAGUACACCAAUAACCAAAGAUGAUUCCAGAUUUGCAUUAUCUGCAUUAGCCGGUUUGGCUAGUGUUGAAGAUUUUAAAUCUGUUGCAAACAAGCUUCGUAGUAAUAAUAGUGUUGUACGAAAUGAUUCAUGGCGUACAUUUGAUCUUAAAAAUUCAUUACAAUCUAAAAUGUUGAUACUAAUAAAAGGACGACGAAAAGCACAUACACGUUUGAUUGAACCACGAUGGCAAUCAUUGAAUCAAAUGGAUAGUUUUAUUCUGGUCACCAAAGAUAAAAUUAUUGCCUAUAUUGGUCGUUAUUCAAACAUUAUUGAGCGAACUAAAUGUAUGGAGAUUUCCGAUCUAAUUCGAAAACGUAAAGAUCUUUGUUUUAGAUCUUCAUCGAACGGUGUUACGUUGAUUGAUUGUCAAAAUGAUUUGAAUUUAUCGAAUAAUUCGAUACUUAUGGACAGAUUAAUGCCUCUACUUCAAGAAUUAAAUUUUAACAUUGAAAAUGAUGUAGAUCAAUUUGAAAAAUUUAUCGGCUCAACUAUAUUGAAUUUAGAUUUGGAUGAAGAUGAUGAAUUUUAUGAAGAAUUUAUUAAUCAUAGUAAUAUUGUUUAUCAAGUCGUGUUUGAUGAAAAAUCAGAUGCAGAAAAAGCCCAAUUGCGACCAUUGGAAAAUAAUUGUGGCCGACAACCACGUCAUGCUAUUUUACAACCAGAUAAAGCUCUGGUAUUUGAUUUUGGAAGCGAAAUGUAUAUCUGGCUUGGUAAAAGUGUAUCAAAUAUUAUACGUAAAAAAGCUGUUGAAGCAGCUAAAGAUUACUGGUAUCAAGGUUAUGAUUAUACGGAAUUUGAUUGCUGUCCAUUAGGUAAUAAUAUCACAAUCAAAUCUGAUCGACGUCCAGAUUGGGCCUGGUUUAUUCGUGUCAAUCAAAAUAUGGAACCAAUUUUAUUCAAAGAUAAAUUUUUUAAUUGGCCAGCAUUCACGUUAACACGUCCCGAAAAGAAGUAUCAAUCAAGAAAAUCAUCAUUAUCGUCGUCGACAACAAUAACAACAAACAAUGAUGAUGCAAAGAAACAUAAAUGCUGCAAAAAAGAUCUUUCAGCCGAAUUAAAUCUAUUUCCAGUGGAUGUUGAAAAGGAUAUGAUUCAAAAUGUACCGCAACAACAAGAGCUUAUACUUGAAUGUGUUUCAUUGGGACGUGGUGCUGGUGAUACGAUACAUGAUGAAGAUGGCCUUCCAGUGAAAGUGAUAACAUUAGAUGUACAAUGUUUUGUCAUUGAUGAAUGCGGUGAUCGUGUUGAACUGAAUGAAAUGGAUAAAAAUUUUCUUUGUAGUUCAGAAUCCUAUUACAUUAGAUGGAAAUAUCGUUUAACACGAAUUAGUCGAUGUUUAAAAACUGGUGGUGAAUCUCGUUAUUCUGUUGAACAACAUGGAGGUCGUGAUCGUGUUUGUUAUUUUGUAUGGCAGGGUAAAGAUACUCGUAAUACACAACGUGGUAUAACAGCAUUGAAUGCAAUUGAAAAACUUCGUGUUGAAGGUGCAUCACAAACAUAUGUUGAACAUGGACAAGAAGAUCCAAUAUUUUUACGAAUAUUUCAAGGUUCGUUGGUUAUACAGAACGGCAAACGAAAACAAACAAACAAUUGUGGAAGUUAUCGAAUGUUUAUGUUAAAGGAUACAUUACCCGAAGAACAAUUUAUGAUAGAAUUGGAAUGUAGUUUUCGAAAUCUUCGUAGUCGUAUUUCAUAUGCAUUUGUAAAUCCAGGUCAUUCAUCAAAAAUCUAUUUAUGGCAUGGAUGUAAAACUAACGAAUCUGAACGUCUAAAAAUACGUACAUUUUUUGAUACAAACAUUCUUAAACAUCGAUCUCAGGAAUUUGGAUUUCCCGUCGAUGAUCUUAUCGAUGAUUAUCAUCUUAUCGAUCUGGAUGAAGGUCGAGAAAGUCGAGAAUUUAUGAAUAUUUUUCAACAACAACAACAGAUUUUAUCACCAGAUUCAACAUUAACACGACGACAAUCAAAAUCUAAUCUACAUCGUGAUGUUUAUUUUUCUUUGAUCGAUGAUAAUCGUCAUUAUUGUUUUACACCUCGUUUGUUUCAUUUUCGAACAUCAUCCGAUCGAAUAUUUGAAUCUAUUGAAAUAAUUUCAUCAUAUUAUCCACCGAAAUCAGCUCGAGCAACCAUACAUAUUAGUUAUCCAUUCGUACAGGAUGAUAUUUAUGGACGAGCAAAAAUACGACCCACCUUUUUUCUUUUUGAUGCUGAAUAUGAAGUCUAUCUUUGGGAAUCCAAAUAUCCAUUUUUUAUUAGCUCGAAUCAAACAACAAUAAAAAAUGAACAUCAACAGAAUCCAAAUAAAUCACCUGUUGAUGAUGAUGAUGAUGAUGGUGGCGGUGAUGAGCGGCGACAACAAAUGCCAAAAAUGAUCGAUAUCGAAGAAGAAAUUCAAUCCGAAUGUAAUAUGACUACUGGUUUUGCUGCACAACUUUGGCUUGCCGAACGAAAAUGUGCACUUGAAACUACACUUGCCUAUUGUCAUGCAAAAAAUCCGGCCGAACCGCCAAAAUCUUAUGUGAUAUCAGCCGGUCUUGAACCGGAUUCUUUUUGUGGUUUAUUUCCAACAUGGACCUAUUAUGACAAUGUUGCCAAAUUACACAUUCAGGAUGGACGAAAACCAGGCGAACAGAUUCUAGUACAAGAAGUUCUUUCACAAAUGGAAGAUAUUAAUCAAUCGACUUAUAGCUAUGAAGAAUUGAAACGUCGGCCAUUGCCUGAAGGUAUCAAUAUUCUUUGCCUGGAAUCUUAUUUGGAUGAUGAAGAAUUUGAGAAAGUAUUUUCCAUGAAUCGUGAAGAAUUUUGUUCAUUACCCACAUGGAAGCAGAAGCUAAUUAAACAGGAAAAGGAAUUAUUUUAAUCCUUCAAUUUUUUUUAUCGAAAAACAUUUUUUUAAUGCUUUUACGAUUUUCAAAUGUGAUUUAUUUCGC
Dermatophagoides pteronyssinus (European house dust mite) is the source of this 6161-nucleotide messenger RNA. RefSeq lists its product as uncharacterized. NCBI's taxonomy places the organism in Eukaryota, Metazoa, Arthropoda, Arachnida, Sarcoptiformes, Pyroglyphidae. The record is from RefSeq and is a predicted model, not a curated record. Gene Ontology annotation, molecular function: phosphatidylinositol-4,5-bisphosphate binding; actin filament binding. Gene Ontology annotation, cellular component: actin cytoskeleton; cytoplasm. Gene Ontology annotation, biological process: barbed-end actin filament capping; actin polymerization or depolymerization; cytoskeleton organization.